AGAAACGACAACCAAUCACAACAAACAUCGAGAAACAGCGUGUUGCCGUCUGCCUCCCCUUCAAUUCACGUCAAUAUGUUCGGUGUCAAACACAAUGAGUGUGUAGGCUUCGAGUCCCGAUGGUCUGUCAAAAAAGUAUAUUAUGAAGGUAACACUCAAACUCCUCUUUACGUAUCAAAAGAUGCUACUACAAAUCCCGUCGCAAGCAAAGAAGUGGAGGUGCAGACAGACCCACCCCAAGCUCUGAAAAACGUCCAUGUAGAUGUGGACAGAUUGGCAGGUUUCCUGACAAAGAUGUAUCCAAAAGUGAAGAGGGAGUUGGAUGAUGUUAUUACCUCCAGAGCGUUUGACAACUAUAAUCUGCAAGGUGAACAAGUGGAUGUGACUAUGAAGCUUUCACAAUUAAUAGAAAUUAUACCGCAGGAUAAAUCAAUGGAAGCAGCUAAUGUCGCAAAAUUAUCCUCGUUUUCUUGGAAUUGCAGCGCGAAAACUAUAGCGGUAUCUUUGAGCUAUUCCCACCAAUCAUGGUGCUACGAUCCUGGACUUAUCUUAUUGUAUACCUUCGACCGAGAAGACAAACUACCAAGUCAACCAACAAAGAAGAUCAACUGUGAUUCCUGUGUCUCCCAAAUACAAUUCCAUCCUUCUGUUGCAUCGAUUUUAGCAGGAAUUACACACUCCAGUGCAAUAUUUCUUUGGAACGUACAGAAUAACGAAGAUGAGACAGUUUUGAUUAAGAUAAGCAGAACUGACAACUUGUCGUGUUUGAAUUGGAUGUCUUUGGAUUAUAUUACUAUGGAUAUUAUCUUUUUGGUUACGGCAGGUCUUGAUGGUACCAUCACCAUGUGGAGGUUCAACACUUCCUAUUCCUGUGCAAACGUCUAUAACAAGUACCAAAUCAAAGCUCCCUUCAUGACGAAGAGUAAGAAUAAGCAACAUAAAUCAAAGAAGAAGCAGAAUGUUGUGGAGAAUGUGGUCGGAGUGACAUGUUUCGCCUUUUCUAAACAUCUACCAGAUAUGUUCGUUGUAGGAACAGAGGGAGGUUUAGUCGUUCAAUGUUCUACCUCAAAUCCCACCAAGCUUAAGGGAGGAACUGAGAUAGAUCCUUUAUACGACCCGGUAUAUCAGUACUACCAACCGCACGAGAGCAGUUUGGUAUCUAUCCAAUUUUCUAAGGUCAAAAAAGACGUUUUUCUUACUUCUGGAAGUGACUGCCAGACUAGGAUUUAUGUGAUCGGCCAGGAGGAACCCGCUAGAGUUAUUUUCGAUAAUAAUUCCAUUAAUAUACUUUACUGGGUACCGAACGAGAAGCAUUUGGUGUUUGGGUAUAGUGCUAAAGGUAAGCUAGAGGUUUUCAACGUGAUAACUGGUAAACAAUUGAAGCUAGAUGAUGAUGAUGAUGACAAGCAGGUGGAAAAAACUACCAACAUGGGUGCGUCUUGUUUUUUAAAUCCAUAUAAGUCCAAUAUGGUUGCAGUUGGAUUGAAGAAAGGUGUUUUGGAGUUGUGGACAGUACCAUGGAGUACUUUCAGUAAGAUGAAAUCUUGAAGCAGUGAAAGAUGUAUUUUAACAAUUUUAUAUCUCCUUUUAGAUAUACUUUGUAUGCAAUAAAUAUUUUUCAAAUAAAUAAUUUAUUUCGAAA
Messenger RNA from Harmonia axyridis, 1642 nucleotides. Its product is annotated as cytoplasmic dynein 2 intermediate chain 2-like. Gene Ontology annotation, molecular function: dynein heavy chain binding; dynein light chain binding. The transcript has 2 exons. Bases 76 to 1548 code for a protein of 490 amino acids. Gene Ontology annotation, biological process: cilium movement. NCBI's taxonomy places the organism in Eukaryota, Metazoa, Arthropoda, Insecta, Coleoptera, Coccinellidae. Gene Ontology annotation, cellular component: axonemal dynein complex. The record is from RefSeq and is a predicted model, not a curated record.